AUGCCUCCUAAAAAAUCAGAUUCUCUAGUAUGGAAAUAUGUGACACGUGAUGGUAAUGAGCUCUUUUGUAAGGAAUGUAAGAAACCUUUCAAAGGAAGUUUAACAAGGGCAAGAGACCACUUACUUGGAAUCAGUGGGGGUAAAGGAGGAGGUGUUAGUGCAUGUCCAAAAAUGACUGCACAAAUGAGAGCUGGUUUAGAAAGAGAACAGUCCUCUUCGAUUGUAGGAAUGCUCAAGACGACACAAAAAAAACAAAGAAUUCAAGAGGAUGUGUCCAGGUUCACAUCUAUCUCUUCCUCUUCCAGUUUACCCAAUGCCUCUUCCAGUUUACCUAAGGCCACAGGUGCAUCAGGAGAAAGUGGAACACUGAAAAGCUUUUGGAAACCGGUAGAGAAACAACAAGUGGAUGAUGCAUUGGCUGAUUUGUUUUAUACAAGUGCCAUUCCAUUCAACGUGGCAAGAAAUCCUCAUUUCCGUAAUGCAAUUCAGAAAGUUGCAGAGUUUGGCAAAGGGUACACACCUCCAACUUCAGAGGCUUUCAAAACAACUCUUUUAGAGAGGUCAAAAGAUAGAGUGACAGAAAAGUUAGCUGAGGUCAAAGCUUCUUGGAAAGUAACAGUGAUUGACACCAUGAACCAGAAGAAAACUUCAGAAUAUAUUUUUCAGAUACUAGAUGAAGCCAUUGUUGAAGUAGGGGUGGAAAAUGUGGUUCAGGUGGUUACUGAUAGUGCAGCGAAUUGUGUGGGUGCUGGGAAGCUGAUUGUAGAGAAGUACCCACAGAUAUAUUGGAGCCCAUGUGCAGCCCAUUGUCUAGAUUUGCUACUUCAUGACUUGGCAAAAUUCCCAUGGAUACAUGAAGCAAUCCAUAGAGGAAGAGCAGUGGCAAAUUUCAUUAGAAACCACCGUCUCACAUUGAGUCUAUACAGGCAACAUGCAUCUAGGGAGUUGUUGAGGCCUUGUGACACAAGGUUUGCUUCAUUUUAUAUCACUUUGAAAAGAGUGAUUGAAGAGAAAGCAGCUUUGAGAUUGGUUGUUUGUUCCAAUGAGUGGGAAAGUUCAGCACUUUCUAAAAGUGCUAAGGGGAAGAACAUAGAGCAAAUCAUUUUGAGCAGCAACUUUUGGGAGAGUGGAGCAAAAGUUUUGAAUAUAUGUGGACCAAUUGUUGAUCGAGCACUAAAUAAUGUAGAAGCAGAGUACAUGGAGAUUUGGGAGACAGUUGAUUCCAGAUGGAAGAUGAUGCACACACCUUUGCAUGCAGCAGCAUGCUAUUUGGAGCCUAAGUUAUUUCAUAUUGAUAGACAAGCUGAUCCUGAAAUCAUGCCAGGGUUUUAUGAAGCCAUUAGCAGGUUUGAACAAGAUAGAACAAUUGCAGGUCUAAUUAGAGACCAAAGUUGGAAAUACAAGAGAGCAGAGGGGUUGUUUGGAAUAGAAGCAGCCCGAGAUGAUAUGACACGAGAUGAGGUACCUAGCUAUAGAUGGUGGAUGAGCUAUGGAGCACAAAAUCCUGAACUACAACGCUUUGCCAUUCGAAUAUUGAGUCAGGGAGCCAGUUCAUCAGCUUCAAAUGACUCCACAUCUUCUUCACAACAACAAAUUUCAGAAGGCAUGGUAACUGGAGUUGCAGAUGAGCCUGAGGAUGACUUUGUGGAUGAUGAAUUGGGCAGUGAUACUGAUGAUUAUGAUGCUACAGCAGCAACUCAGCCAUGUGCUCUUGACGACCUGGAGCUUUUUUGA
This is a messenger RNA of Cryptomeria japonica (Japanese cedar), 1734 nucleotides long. RefSeq lists its product as uncharacterized. The transcript has 4 exons. NCBI's taxonomy places the organism in Eukaryota, Viridiplantae, Streptophyta, Pinopsida, Cupressales, Cupressaceae. The record is from RefSeq and is a predicted model, not a curated record. Bases 1 to 1734 code for a protein of 577 amino acids. Gene Ontology annotation, molecular function: protein dimerization activity.